Molecule: messenger RNA, 873 nt
Organism: Stegastes partitus (bicolor damselfish)
Lineage: Eukaryota; Metazoa; Chordata; Actinopteri; Pomacentridae
Product: chymotrypsin-like elastase family member 2A
Exons: 8
Coding region: 1-801 (266 amino acids)
Biological process (GO): proteolysis
Molecular function (GO): serine-type endopeptidase activity
Source: RefSeq, a predicted model, not a curated record
AUGAAGUUCGUGAUCUUGGCUUUGUGUGUUGCUGGUGCCUACGGGUGCGGCCUUCCCACCUACCCCCCCAUCCUCAACAGAGUCGUUGGUGGAGAUCAAGCCCGUUGGCACAGUUGGCCCUGGCAGGUGUCUCUGCAGUACCAGAGUGGCAGCUACUUCUACCACACAUGUGGUGCCACUCUGAUCUCCAGUCAGUGGGUCCUGACUGCUGCUCACUGCAUCGGCAGUCGCACCUACAGGGCCUACCUGGGAAAACACAAUAUUAAGCUUAGCAGCGAGUCUGGGUCCAUCGCCAUCAGCCCUGAGAGAAUCAUCGUCCACGAGGACUGGGACUCUGUCAAAAUCCAAAACGACAUUGCCCUGAUCAAGCUGUCAACUCCCGUGGAAUUCUCUGACACAAUCAUGCCCGCCUGUCUUCCCAAUUCUGGUGAAAUCCUGCCUCAUGACAGUCCCUGCUACGUCACCGGCUGGGGACGUCUCUGGACUGGAGGUCCUCUUUCCAACACCCUGCAGCAGGCCCUCCUCCCCGUGGUGGACCACUCCACCUGCUCUAGGCCUGACUGGUGGGCAAAUCUGGUCACCAACAACAUGAUCUGUGCUGGAGGAGAUGGACUCCUGGGUAGCUGCAAUGGAGACUCUGGCGGUCCCCUGAACUGUCAGAACCCUGAUGGUUCCUGGGAUGUCCACGGAGUGGUGAGCUUUGGCUCCAGCUUGGGCUGCAACUACAAGAAGAUGCCCUCUGUCUUCACCAGAGUCAGCGCCUACAUCUCCUGGAUCAACAAUGUGAUGACAAAAUACUAAGAUGUGGAUUGUUCUUUGGUGUAUAUAGCUGGUGGCUGCACCGUAAAAUAAAGAAUGGAGCGCUUAAUAAAA